Molecule: messenger RNA, 1509 nt
Organism: Lodderomyces orthopsilosis Co 90-125
Lineage: Eukaryota; Fungi; Ascomycota; Pichiomycetes; Serinales; Debaryomycetaceae
Gene: PHO8
Product: Pho8p
Exons: 1
Coding region: 1-1509 (502 amino acids)
Biological process (GO): dephosphorylation
Cellular component (GO): fungal-type vacuole membrane
Molecular function (GO): alkaline phosphatase activity
Source: RefSeq, a predicted model, not a curated record
AUGUCCUUCAUAUUUCCCAAGCUAUUAAACGUCUCAGCUUUGGCCCUUGCUGUCUACUUUUACAUCUUUGCUGAAGUCCACGCUGCUCCAAUUGAUAAUGCUGCUCCUUCAAAAAAAAACAUCAUCUUUUUGGUUGGAGAUGGAUUGGGUCCAAGUGGUGUCACCUUAGCUAGGUACUUCAGACAAUACAAAGAAGAUUUGCCAAUCAAUGACUACUUGGAAUUGGACAAGUACUUGAUCGGUAUGCAAGGGCACAGAUCCAAUUCCAGUUUGAUUACAGAUUCUGCUGCUGCUGGUACUGCUUUGGCCACUGGGAAAAAAACUUAUAAUGGUGGAAUUAGUGUAGAUGCUGAUGGUUUCCCUGUGGGGGCUAUUGGUGAAGCUUUGAAGUUGCAAGGUUAUACUACUGGUGUUGUUGUGACUACAACAGUCACUGAUGCCACUCCAUCAGUCUGGUUUGCCCAUGCAAAGAAUAGAGCUUCUCAAGAUUUGAUUGCUGAACAAAUGGUUGGUGAGAUUCAUCCUUUGGGAUUUGUUCCUUCAUUGAUCUUAGGGGGUGGUAGAGAAUACUUUUAUGGUUUGGAUCAGGGUGGGUUGAGAAAAGAUAACAGGAGUUUGAUUGAGGAGGUUCAAAACAAUGGAACUUGGACUUAUGUUGGUGAUAGAGCUGGGUUUGACUCAUUGGAAGAAGGAAAAAAUGCUGAAUUACCGUUGUUGGGUUUGUUUGCUGAAGACGACUUUCCUUACAGAAUUGACAGAGAUGAUUCUGAGUACCCAAGUUUGGUUGAACAAACCAGAGUUGCCUUGAAUGCAUUGGCUAAUGCUACUGCUGACUCUGAUCAAGGUUUCUUUUUGCUUAUUGAAUCUUCAAGGAUCGAUCAUGCUGGUCAUGCUAAUGACUCGCCAGCUCAUGUUGCUGAAACCUUAGAGUAUGAUGAUACCAUUUCUGAAGUGUUUAACUUUAUCCAAAACACUGAUGUUGAUACCAUUGUUAUGGCUACUGCUGAUCACGAGACUGGUGGUUUGGAUCUCAUGUCAACCUCAUUUGACACUUAUGAUGCUAUUGCAAACGCCACUCACUCUGCUGAAUACUUGACCAACGCCAUUUCAGAAUUCGAAGAUAAAGAAAAUACCGACUCAUUGAAUUCAUUCAUUAGAUCAACCAUUUUUGAAGAAGGUUUAGGUUUAGGAAACUACACUGAUGAGGAGGUUGAUAGACUUGCCAACUUGGUUGCUGCUGGAGAAGAAGAUAGCUUGUUAACUACUAUUUCCAACUUGACUGCUUCCAGAGCUGAAACAUUUUGGGCAUCCAUUCAGCACACCUCAGUUGAUGUUGGAAUGUACGCUUUUUCAAAUUCACCUUAUUUGAUGCAAAAAGUGUUAAACACUAAGGAUGGUUUGGCUGGAUUCCAUGAAAACAUUGAUUUCAGUGUGUUUAUCAAGUCCAUUACUGGCAUUGAUUUGAACGAUGUUACAGAAAAAGUUUCUGAUAUUGCACUUGAGUAUUGA